AGGUUCCUCGGGUUCCUGGUUUUUUGAACUCUCUAGACUUCGCUUCCUUCUGCUGCCAACUAAAAUCCCAAACGGAUUUCAUUGAUUCUAUUCCCAGUAUAACAGCCAGUAUAGUCCUGCUUCCAGUGCUGUUAUGAAGCAUAAUGAAUAGUCUUGUUCUACUCUGGCCCCUGGGAACAGAACCAAAUCCAUCAGAAGCUGAUAUUGAAACGAAACCAAUUCUUCUCAUUUGAUUAUUGUUGGUUAUUGUCACGUUUCCCUAAAGUCCUGACGCCAGAACGAAGUGUGCGCCUUUUUUCUAACAAGUGGAUGAAGACCAGUUAUCUCCAUGGUAACGAAGACACAUGAAUAACGAGGCCUGACCACCUGCUGUGUCGGUGGGCUCAACAGGGGAAUUAUGACCUUAUCUGAUGAUUCCUUUUAACCAGGGGUCCAGCGUUGAUGGCCAGUGUGUUGAGCUCCCGGUCCGUUCAGUUCUCACUAAAUCUGACCGAAGCCUUUUUCAUUUCAUCCUCUUUUAACAUCAACUCUAGUGCCAAGUGUUUUGUGCAGCAUGGGGCUCCCUUCAUUCUCUGAUGGACGAAAUGAAUAGGAGUCAUUUUCAGAGGCGCUGCUCGCGGUGGUUGUGUGUCAGCGCCGUCGUCGACAGCUGAAUGGAGCGAAUGGAACGAACUAAUCCUUCAGUGUUGUCCGAGCAACACGGCGUGAAUGCGUGCGGGUCCGCCACCUGAUCCGUCGAACCGCAGGUGUGCGGACGCUUGAAAGCAUCCGCCGACGUUCAUCCCCCGACGGAGAAAAGCAAGUAGUUUGGUUGGAGCCGUCUCGAGCGCAUCACGUGUGCGUCACUGCGAGCGCGGCGCUCGGCAGACACCCCGACGUCUCGCUCCGGAACGCGCCGUUCUCCGCCGCGGAGCGGCGUGUACAGUAUGAACAGGUAACCCGAGGAGGAGAAUCCGAUCCACGCGCGCGGAGCCCCUCGGUCACACCUGCCCCGCAUCCUCUGCGCAUCUGGGCUCGUCUUAAAUGACAGCUGCGCGGCGUCGGGAGGGGAACGAUCUGACGCACCGACUUGGCAGCGUGAGUGAGGAGAGCCACAGUAAAUCAUCGAGCGAGAGCAGGCGGCUUAGGCAGCGUUACAGCAGGAGGCUGCCACGAAGAAGAUGGACAACGCUGCAGCUGGUGGCUGGACUGUGGGCAGCAAAGCCGGCUCGCCUGCAGAGAAGCACCCCAACCUGAAGACGUUUCUUGCAGCCUUGUCCUUCGCAUACUUUGCCAAAGCGUUGUCUGGCAGCUACAUGAAGAGCACCAUCACACAGUUAGAGCGGCGCUUCGACAUCCCCAGCUACCUGAUCGGCAUCAUCGACGGCAGCUUUGAGAUAGGGAAUCUGUUAGUCAUUGCCUUUGUGAGCUACUUCGGUGCUAAACUCCACCGCCCCAAGAUCAUCGCGGUGGGGUGCGUCCUGAUGUCUUUUGGGACCUUCCUGAUCGCCAUGCCUCACUUCAUCAACGGCCGCUACAAGAUAGAGACCUCCAUCAGACCUUCAGUGAAUUCAACCAGCAGCCUCUCUCCAUGUCCAUCGAGCUCAGCAGAGUCCAGAGCCGACGACAGGCCCUCCAUACUGCCCUCUAGAGGCUGCGAGCGGGAGUCCAGUGUGUCGCUGUGGAUCUAUGUGUUCCUGGGAAACGUGCUACGCGGCAUUGGAGAGACUCCGGUCCAGCCUUUGGGAAUCUCCUACAUCGAUGAUUUCACACUGUCUGAGAACACUGCUCUGUAUAUUGGUUGUGUCCAGACUAUUUCCAUCAUUGGUCCAGUCUUCGGGUACCUGCUGGGGUCACUUUGUGCCAGGAUCUAUGUUGAUGUUGGUUAUGUGGACAUGGAGACCGUGACCAUCACCCCUGCUGACGCCCGCUGGGUCGGCGCCUGGUGGCUGGGCUACCUCAUCACCGGCUCCAUCACUCUCAUGUCCGCUGUUCCUUUCUGGUUCCUGCCCAAGUCGCUGCCGGUGCCCGUGGAGAAGCACGACACAGACUGCACUCCGGAGCAGACCAGGUUCAUCAAAGAUUCCCCAAACAUGGAGCACAAGUUCCGGCCCGAGGAGCCGGCGGAUUUGCAUCAGAUGGCCAAGCAAUUCAUUCCCACACUAAAGAACCUCCUGGGGAACCCUGUUUACAUGAUCUACUUAUGUGUGACCAUCAUCCAGUUCAACUCCCUCAUUGGAAUGGUCACAUACAAACCCAAAUACAUCGAGCAGCACUACGGCCAGUCGGCGUCCAGAGCCAACUUCCUCAUGGGCCUGAUCAACAUCCCAGCUGUGGCCCUGGGGAUGUUCUCCGGAGGGGUCGUCAUGAAGAAGUACAGGCUCGGCAUCAUGGGAGCAGCCAAGUUUGCCGUCGGAACCUCCCUGCUGGGCUACUUCCUGUCGCUCUUCUUUUUAGCCCUGGGCUGUGAGAACGCCAGGGUGGCAGGCAUCACCGUGUCGUACACUGGAGCGCAGGGUCUGUCUCAUCAGGAGCGCUCGCUCCUCUCCGACUGCAACUCGGCCUGCCUGUGCUCGACGCGAGACUGGGACCCGGUGUGCGGCGAGGACGGCACCACGUACGUGUCCCCGUGCUUGGCCGGGUGCACGUCGUCGUCCGGCGCCGGCAGGAACACGGUCUUCAACAACUGCAGGUGUCUGGCUGCGGCCGACCCGCAGGCGGCCGACCCGCAGGCGGCCGACCCGCAGGCGGCCAACCUGACGGCCGCUCUGGGCCAGUGUCCGAACAGGGAGAGCUGCGACAGAAUCUUUCCCUACUUCCUGGCUCUCUCGGUGCUCAGCUCCUUCAUCAUCUCCCUCGGGGGAACGCCCGGCUUCAUGCUGCUCGUCAGGUGCGUGAAACCUGAGCUUAAAUCCCUUGCUCUUGGGAUCCACACACUGGCGACUCGCACGCUUGCCGGAAUUCCUGCCCCGAUAUACUUUGGUGCCAUAAUCGAUACGACCUGCCUCAAAUGGGGCUACAAGGCUUGUGGAGGAAGAGGAGCGUGCCGGAUAUAUGACACCACAGCUUACAGGAUAGUGUACCUGGGCCUGACACUGGGCUUGAGGACAGUUUCAUUCUUUUUCUGCAUCGUGUGCUUUGCUCUGCUCAAACGACACGUCGCGAUGGAGGAGAAAAGCGCUCUGACUGAUGGAAGCGCAGAGUCGGAGUCGCUGAGGAAGGAGGAGAACAGCUCCGUGCACUGUGAACAGUGUAUUCUGGCGCUGGACCACAGUCCUGACAGAGAGACGCACUUGUGAGCCUCCUCCCCGACUCGGCUCCAAGCAGGACCUCACACGUGCAGAGGAACAAACACUGUGGACACUUUAAUAGCACAGAGUAUAUAUUUGUACAGGAUUUGUCUAGAUGUACAAUAUCAAAUGGGUCCUUUUAUAACAAAACGUGAUAUUUCAGGAAUGUAUAAAUUUGGGUGUUUGUGUUUUUUCCAUAAUUGAAAGACUUUUGUAGAAGCAAAAAGGUGAUUGUGCUGUACUUUCUAUAAUUGUAUAUGUUUUACUUAAUAAAAUUUAUUUAAAAACUA
Betta splendens (Siamese fighting fish) is the source of this 3559-nucleotide messenger RNA. RefSeq names its product solute carrier organic anion transporter family member 1C1-like. Gene Ontology annotation, biological process: transmembrane transport; sodium-independent organic anion transport. Gene Ontology annotation, molecular function: protein binding. The transcript has 15 exons. Bases 1161 to 3278 code for a protein of 705 amino acids. Gene Ontology annotation, cellular component: membrane. NCBI's taxonomy places the organism in Eukaryota, Metazoa, Chordata, Actinopteri, Anabantiformes, Osphronemidae. The record is from RefSeq and is a predicted model, not a curated record.